Hordeum vulgare subsp. vulgare (domesticated barley) is the source of this 2213-nucleotide messenger RNA. Its product is annotated as beta-1,2-xylosyltransferase XYXT1-like. Gene Ontology annotation, cellular component: Golgi membrane. Gene Ontology annotation, biological process: plant-type cell wall organization. The transcript is spliced from 3 exons. The record is from RefSeq and is a predicted model, not a curated record. Bases 571 to 2007 code for a protein of 478 amino acids. Gene Ontology annotation, molecular function: UDP-xylosyltransferase activity. NCBI's taxonomy places the organism in Eukaryota, Viridiplantae, Streptophyta, Magnoliopsida, Poales, Poaceae.
UAUCGGAUUUGCAGCUCGAUCCGGGCUCGCCGCGAUCGCGAUCGCAACAGCGACGUAGAAGAUCAGAAGCUCUGGCCGAGAUGCUCGUGCUCGUGAAAGAACCCGGAAUAAUAAGCUUCAGAAAGUCCAAAGGCGCGCGGAGCAAGCAAGCAAGCGGCGUUCGUUCUCGUGAACCCAAAGGAAAAGGGAAAGCGAGGCGCGAGGAAACGUGGUUUCCAUGAAGUGCCAGCGAGCCCAGCCGAAUAGUUGUAGUUGUAAUCCUUCUACCGACCACCGGAGCUCGCUCGAAUAAACUAAUGGCGAUCGCUUUCCAAAUCAUCGUCUAGUUAGUGGUACUAAGUUGUAUCCUUCUCCCCGGCCACUACUGCCGCGCUGUGCCCGUGGCCGUGGCCGCGCCUAUCUAUUUGUCCAUUAUCGAUCGGAUCCAUUUCUUAAUUCCUUCCCUCCCUCCCCCCGACUUAACUAAUCACCAUUAAUCCUUCUACUUGAGGAAUGCGUUGCGAUUGCGGAUACUUGUAGCAGCUCCGCGGCCCUCUCCCUGCUUCGUGAGGUUGUAGCGCUGGUGCGGAGAUGAAGGCGCCUCUCCCUCUGAGGAGCAAGAGCUUCAAGAAGAGCAGGGGAGCCUCAUGCAGCCUCCCCCUGCUGCUGCUCAUCGGGGCGGUCCAGUUCUUGGUGAUCGGCAAGCCUUUUCCGUCGCUCUUGAUGGAUAGCAGCAGGAGGGCCUUCUUCAAUCUCGCAGAGGAGGAGUUCAUCCCGGAGCCACAGGUGAGCUGCGACUUCAACGACACGAGAUCCGACUACUGCGAGAUGACCGGCGCCAUCCGCAUCCGCGGGAGCACGUCGGAGGUGUUCGUCAUGACCCCUCGCCGCGGCACCACCGCGGGGGACGUCGUGGGCGACAACGCGACGUGGAUCGCCGCCAACGCCACGAGCUGGAAGAUGCAGCCGUACACGCGCAAGGGGGAGGCGCGCAUCAUGAACGGCAUCACGGCGGUGACGGUGCGGCUUGCGGACGCCGACGAGGCCCCGGCGUGCGAGGUGAUGCACGACGUGCCGGCCGUGGUGUACUCCAACGGCGGCUACUGCGGCAACUACUACCACGACUUCAACGACAACAUCAUCCCGCUCUUCAUCACCACGCGCCACCUGGGCGGCGAGGUGCAGCUGCUGGUGAAGCAGAAGCAGGCGUGGUGGUUCGGCAAGUACGGCGAGAUCGUGGGCGGGCUGACGAGGCACGAGGCGCUGGACCUCGACGGCGACGCGCGCGUGCACUGCUACCGGCGGGCAUUCGUUGGGCUGCGCAGCCACAAGGACCUGAGCAUCGACCCGCGGCGGGCGCCCAACAACGUGUCCAUGGUGGACUUCAAGCGCUUCCUCAUGUGGCGGUACGCGCUGCCCCGGGAGCACGCGAUCCGGACGGACGACGAGGUGGCGGGCGGCGGGCGGAGGCCGCGGCUGCUGAUCAUCACGCGGCGGUCGCGGCGGCGGUUCAUGAACCUGGAGGAGAUCGUGGCCGCGGCGGAGGAGGUCGGGUUCGAGGUGACGGCGUCGGACCUGAUGUCGCCGGCCAAGAAGCAAGGCGGCGAGGCGGCCGUGGUGGGCGACGGCGGGCAGGCGCGGAUGGCGGACGCGUCGGCGACGGUGAACGCGUUCGACGUGAUGGUGGCCGUGCACGGGUCCGGGCUGACGAACCUGGUGUUCCUGCCGAUGAACGCGGUGGUGGUGCAGGUGGUGCCGCUGGGGCGGAUGGAGGGCCUGGCCAUGGACGAGUACGGCGUGCCGCCGCGGGACAUGAACAUGCGCUACAUCCAGUACAACAUCACGGCGGAGGAGAGCACGCUGUCGGAGCUCUAUCCCCGCGGCCACCCGGUGUUCCUCGACCCCGGCCCCAUCCACAAGCAGAGCUGGUCGCUCGUAAAGGACAUCUACCUCGGCAAGCAGGACGUCCGCCUCGACAUGGCCCGCUUCCGGCCCGUGCUCCGCAAGGCGCUCCACCUCCUCCGCUGACACACACACACACACACACACACACACUGACACCACACACGCCGGCGCCGGCGCCGGCCGUGACAACGACGACACAUACAUACAUCAUGUUAAUCAGAUCAAACCUUUUCUUCUUCUUCUUGUUCUUUCUCGGAAUGAAGAUCAAAGCUGUACACAAUUGAUUCUAGUUUUUUGGCCAACAGCGUGGCGACGCUGUGUUUUUUGUA